Messenger RNA from Symbiodinium necroappetens, 1371 nucleotides. NCBI's taxonomy places the organism in Eukaryota, Dinophyceae, Suessiales, Symbiodiniaceae. The record is from the annotation of a GenBank genome assembly.
AUGAUCGCUACACUGGAUGAUUCUGCGGAAUCAAAGGAGCUUGUGCAGAACCUCAAGGCUGCUCGCUGCUUGCCUGCAUCAGUGUCGCAACAGAGGAUGGCAGCAGCUGCAGCUGGGGAGCAUGUGAAAAGGGAGGCCGAGACUCCUGCUGGGGCAGGUGCUGCGAGUGCGAAGACAACAGCCAUAAAGGCCCCCUUCCCGCCUGAGCCUCCCCGGGUGCUUACACCUCAGGAGCCUCCGUACCCCCCGCCGGGCAGACGUGCUGUGCCAAAGCAGCCCUCCUUCCCGCCACCGCCCAAGCCCCCUACAAUGCCGACGAGUGUGCCCCAGCCAAAGACCCCUCCCCAGCGUUCCACGGAGGACUUGUUGAUGCAACAGCGUUGGUUGGCGCAGCAGGCACGUGAUGAUGCAGUGCGAGAGCAAGCUGCAGCGGCAGCGGCCACUGGGCCUCCCUAUGACCGAUGGCUGCAGCAGCAAGCAGACAUCCUGGCCCAGCAGCAGACGCAGUUUUUGAUACAACAAGAACAACAACGCAUGGACUUCUUGCUUGAGCAGCAGAAGCGCUUUGAGUUGCAGCAGCAAGCUGUUGUUCUUCAGCAGCAGCAGACAGGAGCCGCUGCUGUAUCCCCUGCCGCCUUUGCGGCCCUCGGAGGCCCCAUGCAGGAGGCGAUGAGCAUCCAGGAGGAGACUCGCAGGAACUUCAUGGUGGAGCAGGAGCGGCAGCUGCAGGAGCAACAGAGGCUGGAGGAGGAGAGGCUGGAGCAGGAGAGGAUGGAGUUGCAAAGGCUGGAGCAGCAAAGGCUGGAGCAGCUGAGGAAGCAGCAGGAAGAGGACGAACAGCAGAAGCAGUAUGCUGCUGAGAGUGAGCAGCUGGCCAGGCAGCUCUAUGAGCUGGAAAGCAAGGCAGAGAACCUGAGGAAGCAGAUGAUUUCCAGGUCCAGCCAAAGCAAGGCCCAGCCGCCAGGAGUGCAAAGGCCGUUCGUGAUCCCCAGCGACUGGCCCAAGGAAGUGCCCUUGCCUCCCAUCCCGCCGCCGAUUCCCCACGCCGCACCACCCAGCAGGUCGCGAUCCCCCAAAGGGAGCAGUUUGACGGAGAGUGUGAGGAGGUUGGCUGGGCAGUCCCAGCAAAACAGUGCUGCGGCUGCCAAGGAGUACCUGAAGGCCCAGAUGGAGACCCUGCAGAAGCAGGCCACGGAUGAGCCGGUGGAGGAGCGACCGGUGGAGGAGCGACCGGUCAAGCGGCAGAAGGACGAUGGCAUCCCAGCCCCGGCAAAGGCAAUGCCACGAGCCACGUUGCCUCCCAAGCCCAAGGUGUCUGCUGCGGCCUCGCCGAAGGGUCCAGGGAGCCCAGCCCCAGCUGUGGGUGUGUGA